Molecule: messenger RNA, 5856 nt
Organism: Rhea pennata
Lineage: Eukaryota; Metazoa; Chordata; Aves; Rheiformes; Rheidae
Gene: NEDD4
Product: NEDD4 E3 ubiquitin protein ligase
Exons: 25
Coding region: 207-4142 (1311 amino acids)
Biological process (GO): protein polyubiquitination; hippo signaling; neuromuscular junction development
Cellular component (GO): nucleus; cytoplasm
Molecular function (GO): ubiquitin protein ligase activity; protein binding; sodium channel inhibitor activity
Source: RefSeq, a predicted model, not a curated record
ACGAAUGGCUGACUUAUUUCAAGAGGUACUUUUUCCACCCUCCCCUCUUCACUAGUAUUUUGUUGAAAUUAGGAUAAAGACUGCAACUUUUAUGAGCUUUUACUCUUGUAAUGUGCUAGAUCUAUGCUCUGUGCAACUGUCUGCAGCCUUUAUGCUGAAGGAUCUUUGUGGUUUUCAUUUGCUAACAUGCAUGGAAAUGAGAACAAAUGGCACGACAGUUAAGAUUGCAUUUUGCGACCAAGAGAAGCAAUACGGAUCCAUUAUCAGAAACCUCUGAAGAUGUUUUGGAUAGUAACAAUCUCAUGUACUUCAAAAACCCUUCACAGAACUCUGCACCUAAUAUCGUACAACUUAAGCCAACUCCUAGACAAGUUGCCUAUGCACCUAUAAUGCAGGAAAUAAUUAAUCAACAAGAAAAUGCAACUCUUUCUUCAUUACAAAAAAAAAGGAGCACUUCACUGCACAUUUCUCUGCAGUCGAGAAAGCAUAAUGGAUGUUUUCAGCCUGGUGAUGGUGUAGCUACUAGUGAAGACACUUCAUUCAUCAGUAUUGGUAAUGAAGGAAACUGUGGCGCUCGAACUGUGGUUGAUCAUCGAUCUAAUGAUGGCCAUCUGAGCAGUACCGCUGUGUGCAAUGGCAGUGUCAGCAGUAUCGCAGCCAGUGACAAUGGAUCCUGCAGUAGUGCUGGCAGUGACUAUGGAUCGUGCACAAGUACCACAAGUGAUGGAGGUUCGUAUACCAACAGUAUCAUCAGCGACAGUAGUAGUUGUACUCCUUCAAUAGGUGAUGGUACUUUCUAUAAUAAUGUUGUAUAUGGCAACUCUUCAUAUAGAAACAUAACAAACAAAUGUAAACCGUAUAGGAACAGCUCAUCUCAGGAAACUCUGUGUAGAAGUAACACUACUUUUGACCAGGAUGCUUUGUCGGUGAAGAAGAAAACUAAAAUUCCACUGCGACGUUGUUCAUCAUUGGUAAUCUUCCCUAGGAGUCCUUCCAGUACCCCUCCAACUUCUCCAAUAAACUCGGGUCAGCUACCACAGAGAGGGGUCUAUCAAACAUCCCAUAAACUACUCAUUUCUCCUACUGAGCUGGCGCAAAAAAAAGAUCAAACCAUUCCCAAGGGAUUCCUUUCAACAGCAGUCAAUGGACUUCGACUAUCUAAAACAGUUUGCUCUUCUGGUGAAGUUAGAGAUGUUCGACCACUUUACAUGAAUAGUUCAUUACAGGACAAAAGUCAAAUUUUGAAUAGUUCUGAGCAGGCAACUUGUGAAGAAGUAUCUGAUGGCUUCUCUUGUAUUUCAGUUCAUCUCACUCAAAGAGCAUUUGCAUCAAGUAGUGAAAUGGUUAAUGGCUGUUGCAGUCUGGAGUUAAAUCUGAACUCCAGUGCAAAAUAUCCUCAUAUAAAACUGGAACGUAGCACAUCUGCAUGUUUACCCUCAAAAACAGAUUCAGAAUAUCAGAUCAAUAUAAAUGAACUAGAAAAACCAAAUGCACAGAUGAGCAGAACUCACCAUGUUUUGCAAAGAAGUGUUUCGUUAGAAGGAUCGUGUCAAAAAGUUUCUUGCUGUUUAUCCAGUCUAAAAUGCAAGUGUCAAAAUGCAAGGACGUCUCAGUUGCACAUACAGUUCAAACCUGGGAAUGAAGCAAAAACAAGUGGUGUUAAGAAAAGAUAUGGAACCUCUAAGAGGGAAUUGUCUAGCAGUUCUUUGUGGAGGCCCCAUAAGACUCGAGAUGAUUUUCUUGGGCAAGUGGAUAUUCCUCUUCAUCAGUUACCGACAGAAAAUCCCAGUAUGGAGAGACCAUAUACGUUUAAGGAUUUUGUUCUUCAUCCAAGAAGCCAUAAAUCAAGAGUUAAAGGCCACCUUAGAUUAAAAAUGACUUACUUACCGAAGAACAAUGGGUCUGAAGAAGAAACCACAGAACAGGCUGAAGAAUUGGAGCCUGGAUGGAUUAUACUGGACCAACCAGAUGCUGCUAGCCAGCCACAACAGCAGCAACGGGAAUCUCCUCCACUGCCUCCAGGCUGGGAAGAAAGACAAGAUAUCCUCGGCAGGACCUACUAUGUCAAUCAUGAAUUCAGAAGAACACAGUGGAAAAGACCAACUGCUCAGGACAAUGUAGCUGUUGCAGAUAUCGGUAACAUUCAGUUGGAGGCCCAACAUGCAUUCACCCAUCGACGACAGAUAUCAGAGGAUACGGAAAAUCUAGACAGCAGAGAUUCCCCUGAGAGCUGGGAAAUUAUAACAGAAGAUGAGGCAACAACGUACAGCAGUCAGAACCUUCAAAUACCUCUCCCACAGAGUAAUUGUGAUAUACAGACUCAUCUUGCAGAAGAACUGAAUACCAGACUUACUACUUCUGGAAAUUCAGCUACUGGCCAGUCAGCAGUCUACACUAACCAUUCCAGCAGAAGAGGUAGUCUGCAAACAUACAGAAUUGAAGAACAGCCUGCACUUCCAGUGUUACUGCCUACUUCAUCUGGAUUACCCCCAGGCUGGGAAGAAAGACAAGAUGAAAAAGGAAGGUCAUAUUAUAUAGAUCACAAUUCUAGAACUACUACUUGGAUAAAGCCAGUUGUACAGAUUGCUAUGGAAGCAGGUCAGUUGUCAAGUGCCCAAAGUAUUUCUAUAGGACGGCAACCACAGGCAACAUCAAGUGAUUCAUUACAACAGUCUUCUAAGCAGCAGCCUGAAAUGGAACAAGGAUUUCUCCCUAAAGGCUGGGAAGUCCGACAUGCACCUAAUGGGAGACCGUUCUUUAUUGACCACAAUACGAAAACUACUACAUGGGAAGAUCCAAGAUUGAAAAUUCCUGCUCACCUGAGGAGAAAGACUUCCCUUGAUCCAGUAGACCUAGGGCCAUUACCACCAGGAUGGGAAGAGAGAACUCACACAGAUGGAAGAAUAUUCUACAUAAACCACAAUACAAAGAAAACACAGUGGGAAGAUCCUCGACUGCAGAAUGUGGCAAUAACUGGACCAGCUGUGCCUUACUCCAGGGACUAUAAACGGAAGUAUGAGUUCUUCAGAAAGAAAUUGAAGAAACAGAGUGAUAUUCCAAAUAGAUUUGAAAUGAAAAUUCAUCGCACAACAAUCCUUGAAGAUUCUUAUAGAAGAAUUAUAGCUGUAAAGAGAGCAGAUUUCCUUAAAGCAAGACUUUGGAUUGAAUUUGAUGGUGAAAAAGGUUUAGACUAUGGUGGAGUGGCCAGGGAAUGGUUCUUCCUUCUCUCUAAAGAAAUGUUUAAUCCUUAUUAUGGAUUGUUUGAAUAUUCUGCUGCAGAUAACUAUACUCUGCAGAUCAAUCCAAAUUCAGGACUGUGCAAUGAAGAUCAUCUCUCUUAUUUCAAGUUUAUAGGUCGUGUAGCUGGAAUGGCUGUUUAUCAUGGUAAACUUCUGGAUGCCUUUUUUAUUCGUCCUUUCUACAAGAUGAUGCUCCAAAAACCAAUAACACUUCAUGAUAUGGAGUCAGUGGAUAGUGAAUAUUACAAUUCUCUGAGAUGGAUUCUUGAAAAUGAUCCAACAGAACUGGACCUCAGGUUUAUAGUUGAUGAAGAACUCUUUGGGCAGACCCAUCAGCAUGAACUGAAAAGUGGUGGAUCAGAAAUAGUUGUCACCAACAAGAACAAGAGAGACUAUAUUCAUCUUGUAAUUCAAUGGAGAUUUGUGAGCAGAGUACAGAAACAAAUGGCAGCCUUUAAAGAGGGCUUUUUUGAACUAAUACCACAGGAUCUGAUUAAAAUUUUUGAUGAAAAUGAACUAGAGUUAUUAAUGUGUGGACUGGGAGAUGUGGAUGUGGCUGACUGGAAACUACAUACAAAAUAUAAAAAUGGCUACAACGUAAACCACCAAGUCAUACAGUGGUUCUGGAAGGCAGUCUUAAUGAUGGACUCUGAAAAGAGAAUAAGAUUACUUCAGUUUGUUACUGGCACAUCACGUGUACCUAUGAAUGGGUUUGCUGAGCUGUAUGGUUCAAAUGGACCACAGUUGUUUACAGUUGAACAGUGGGGUACCCCUGAAAAACUGCCAAGAGCUCAUACCUGCUUCAAUCGCUUGGAUUUGCCUCCAUAUGAAUCGUUUGAAGACUUAUGGGACAAACUUCUUUUAGCGAUUGAAAAUACUCAGGGUUUUGAUGGGGUUGAUUAGGCCACAGGUAUAAACUAUAUUGGUCCAGUGCUGCAUUUUAAUUUUAAGGGUUUACAAACAAAUUUGAAAUUUCCAGGGACUACUGUUCUCUUUAGUCACUUGGCUAUUAAAUCUUCAUAGUAUCACUUGUAAAAUAAGUAAGUAUUAAGAAUUCACUAACUUUUGAAAAUGUAUUUUGCCAUUUCCACAGUUUUGUGUAUUUUGCUAAUAACAACAGUAUAUGCAUUGAAUAGGCCGGUACCAAGUAAAGGUCAAAAACUAAAAUGUCUUUAAGCACUUGCCUCUUCUACAAUAUUUGCCAGUUUGUUCUACAGUAAACUACUGAAAUAAAACUAAGAGAGGGGAAAAAAAAAGAAAAAACUUUGCAGAGGGUAUAAAUUUGGAUUACUACUUUAAGAGAAACAACUGAAAUAGUUAAAAAUGUUUUUAAAAAAAUAAAAGACUUCAUGUAAUGCAAUAUUGUAAUCUGCUGCUUCAGGCUGUUUGCUACAGAUCUGCCCAAAGCACCUUACAAUUCAGCAUAUUAGGUAAAACAUUGGAAGGCAUUUGUUUGCAUUAUCAGCUAUCAGUUUGCAGAACAUUGGCUUGCUAAUGCAUUUUAUUUGUUAGAUUUCUGUUUCUGAUUUACUUUUGUUAAAACAGUGUAACAAAAUCAGGACUUUUUAUAUAAGAGACUCAAGCAGCGUAAUUCUGAAUUGUAAUGAUAAAUUAUAUCCUUUUUUGUCUGAAUUUGUAUACUUCAUUGGUUUAUUGAGUGUUCAUCACUUUUUUGAUAAAUUUGACAUUUAAUAAGGGAUAAUAAUUUCAAUUCAGCCUUUUGCAACAAUUUUGAAGCAAAAUUUGUAUGGAUAUCACAGCAUAUUCGUUACUGGUAGUUCGAGGCCUUUAUUAUCCAUUCUUGCAGUAUUGCACUACGUAACAAUAAAGGACAUGUUUACAGGAUUUUUCUGGGCCAAAUUCAGCAGUCUGAUGUGUGCAGACUUCUGUGAACUCUGUGGAAGUUAUGCACAUUAACUAGAGGCAAAAUUUGGUCCUGUAAUAUGUUUACAGGUUAUACUAGUUUCUAUAGCUGCAUUUUUAUAUUUUUAUUUCUCCACUGUUAGUCUAGAAACCAAAUUUGUUAAUACAAUAUAACCAAAGUCAUAACCAACAAUGUGCAAUUUAUUGUAGAUCAACUCUUCAUAUAAAUGUUUGAUUUCUUUUGUAAAUGUGGAUAUUUUUUGUAUUGUUAGCACUCUUUGUUUGAGCAAGUGCUAGUUAAAAUGAUUAUCAAAUCCAGUUCUAAAAAAAAAUAUUCGUUCAUAUAUCUGACUUUAAUUUGAACAUUUUGUUACCAAUAUGAUCUGAGGAAAUGACAGUAUCUAGCUUUGGCCAGCAGAUUUCUGUUUAAUCACAGUCUUUAUAAAUAUGCAAGAAGGAAGUGUAGCACAUCUCUAUAAAGAUAUGUAAAUUAUGUAACAAAUGUAAUGGGUCUUAAAGGGAUAUUUAAAAUCCCCAUUUGUUCUAUUCUUUGACUAGGUCUUUAGGGCUGAGAAUAUUACAUGUAAAUAAAGGUAACUUAUACAAAUUUUCUGAAUCUAUAUGCAGUUUUGUAAAACAUAGAAUGAUAUAUCAGUAAAUCUGUAUAGAUUUGAAUGUAGCAGUAUGUGUUGCAUACUUUAAAGUAAAAAUAAGGAUCCUGAAAGCAGUAAAUAAAAGUUUAUUCUAAUAAAAA